AUGAACGUAGCGUUCUCGUCGCAGUUGCCACCCAAACACAUGCGAUUACCCAGAAAUGCCUUUAGAUCGAUAGGGCUUUCUCCUGGUGGAUCUGUGCGCGUUGAUCUCAUGGCUGAGGACGAGUUAUGCGCGCACUUGAUUUGUUUUCCAUCUUGCGAUAUCGACGAAAACACUGUCGUAUUGCCUGAUUGGAUUGACAAGAAUUUUCACGUAAAAGGUGACCAGAUUACAAUCAAAGCCGCUGAUAAUUCAAAAGCUAGAGUUGCCCAUAGUUUGCAAGUAAGAAAAGUAUUUGGCAACGUUUGGCUGCCGCCAACGGAGGUACUUCUUGAUGCUCGAAAACGUGCUUUACCGAGAGCGAAGAGUAUAAACGAUUGGGAAAAUUUGGUGGCAAGGAAUUUGGGGAAAUGUUUUUUAUCACUGAAUGCUGUCUUUGCCGUGCAUAUCUGUGGUGAACUCUGCAUAUUCAAAAUUGAACGUAUAGAAAUUGAUGGGUUGCCGAUGACCAAAGAAGACGCUGUCAGAAACGAUGCAGAAAAUACACGAAUAGAAAUACUUCCUGAACUAGUUUUUACUGAGAAUGUCCCAAUGACUAGAGGACUCGGAAAAGAAACAGAAGAACUACGCCGGCUGAUCGAUGAUUCUUUCUCUAACUUCGAUAUCCAUAGUAAACUCAACAUACCAAUCACUCGAUCCGUAAUGAUUUCCGGCCCUCGAGGCGCAGGAAAAUCUCUUCUUAUUCACAGAAACGUAUGUCAGAAAAUCCAAGCACAGCUAUUUGAAAUAUCACUUGCAUCGGUUGUCAGCCAAAUCCGUGAUCAGACGGAAUUUUUAGAAAAUAACUUGAUCAAAUGGACUUUUACUAAAGCUAUUUUGUCAGCUCCAAGCGUUAUUGUGAUCGAAGGAUUCGACUUACUGUGCAAUGAAAAUGAUUGGAAGUCUCUUGUUAUCAAAAUGAUGUCGUGCGAAAUGCAAGAGCUUGAAGAAGAAUCCAAGGUCUUUGUCAUAGGCGUUACCAACGACUUGAACAAGUUACCAGCCACGUUUCGCAACGGAGAACUGUUUCAAAGUAAUCUUACUAUCACUGCGCCAACAAGACGCAGCCGAGAAGAAAUAUUGCAUAUUUAUCUUUCAAAGCUAAAAUUCGGAGACCAGACACAAGUUAAUGACUUUGCUAAAAGAUUAUCUCAGCGUACAUCAGGCUUUGUUGGUCGCGACUUGAUGCGGUUGUGUCGUUCGGCCGCCUUGCACUCGCUAAGAAGAUGUGAGGAACAACAGCAAGAUAUUGACAUCGCCGACCUACUUGCAAAAUUGAGUAUGUCUGAAUCUUCUACUAAUGAUUCGCGAGAGGUGGUUUGGGAGGACUUUGAAUAUGCAUUGGAGAUUGUCAAACCGUCUCAGAAAAUUGUGUUCGAGUCUAGUAUUCCAUCUAAACUAUGGGACGAAAUUGGAGGAUACGAAGCAAUAAAGCGCCGCAUCAAUCAAAUACUUGACUGGCCAUUAUCACAUCCGGAAACAUAUGAAAGACUUGGCAUCAAACCACCUGCAGGGUUAUUGUUACAUGGACCUUCAGGUUGCGGAAAGACAAUUCUCGUUCAGGCAGCCGUGACGACAUUGUCUGCGAAUUCGAUUACCAUCAAAGGGCCAGAAUUAUUUUCCAAAUAUCUGGGUGAGACUGAAGCUGCAAUUCGACGGUUAUUUGCCACGGCAAAACAAAUUGCGCCUUGCUUGAUUUUCUUUGACGAGAUGGAUUCUAUUGCGAGUAAACGCGAAUGGGAUAAUGAUGGAACAAGCGGAGUGAAUGAACGUGUAUUGAGCACCUUACUUAAUGAAAUGGAUGGAAUUCAAGAACGAAAGGACGUAUUGAUUGUCGGAUGUACUAAUCGACCAGAUCAGAUUGAUGAUGCAUUACUUCGACCAGGACGAUUGGAUCAACUUCUUUACGUAGGCUUGCCCUCGUUGGAUGACCGCGAGUCUAUUAUCCGCGUAAUUUCGAAACAUAUUCCACUAGACGUUGAUGUGGAUAUUAAAAAUUUGGCUGCUAGAACCGAUGCCUUUACAGGUGCUGAACUGGAACUAUUAUUUCGAGAAUCAGCAGUUCUUGCAUUGAGAGAAGAUAUUAAAAUCCAGCGAGUUUCAUAUAAACAUGUCGAACCGGUAUUACUUAGAAUGAAGAAGACAGUUGUGGAAAGGAUUUCAACCGAUGAUGGUACAUUGGAUUUAUCAAGUUGA
This is a messenger RNA of Paraglomus brasilianum, 2232 nucleotides long. The record is from the annotation of a GenBank genome assembly. NCBI's taxonomy places the organism in Eukaryota, Fungi, Glomeromycota, Glomeromycetes, Paraglomerales, Paraglomeraceae.